Messenger RNA from Mauremys reevesii (Reeves's turtle), 1669 nucleotides. It is a transcript of the gene PRRG2, whose product is annotated as proline rich and Gla domain 2. NCBI's taxonomy places the organism in Eukaryota, Metazoa, Chordata, Testudines, Geoemydidae. The record is from RefSeq and is a predicted model, not a curated record. Gene Ontology annotation, molecular function: calcium ion binding. The transcript has 7 exons. The coding region runs from base 223 to 840 and encodes 205 amino acids. Gene Ontology annotation, cellular component: extracellular region.
CUGUCUCUGUCCAAAACAAGGACCCAGGCGUCCGGGUCCCCAGGAACCUCGAGACAUUCAGGCCUCCCCGCCGCGCUCCCCUGAGAUCAGCCGGACUUCACCCCGCUCCGACACACCUGGACCGGUCCCGGGGGGCCGGGUUACGGGCAGAGCCCCCCGCCCCCCAUUUCUGAUCGGUCCCGCCCCCUUCCCGGACGGGCGGCAGGUCCCCCUCCCCCCAUCAUGUGGAGGGUGCCCGUCCUGCUCCUGCUGGUCCAGGCUUUCAUCUCCACCUUUGCCAGCCCCCCCAACAGGCAGCAGCCCCACGCGCAGGUCGGGGGACAAGUGUUCCUGGGUGCAGAUGCCGCGCAGGGAUUCUUGGGGCGCCGGCUUCUCUACAAUCACUGGGACUUCGAGCUGGUGACGCCGGGGAACCUGGAGCGCGAGUGCCUGGAGGAGGUUUGCAACUACGAGGAGGCGCGGGAAGUCUUCGAGGACAACGUUGCAACAAAAGCCUUUUGGGACACUUAUCCCCACAAUGGGAAAGGCGGGAGCUCAGACAGCCCCGGGGUGGACGUGGCCGGGCUGGUGGCCGGGCUGGUGGCCGGGCUGGUUCUGAUGAUCAUGGUCGGCGUCAUUGCCAUGUACUGGGUCAAGUACCGGUCCAAGGAGCGCAGGCAGCGCAGCGUCCACGUGCCCCUGAAUCCCGACGUGCCCCUGACCUGCCUCCCUGGCGACCCCAAGCCGCUGGGCCCCCCCGGGCUGCCGUCAUACCAGGAGGCACUGGAGGCGUCAGGUGUCCACGACGCGCCCCCCCCGCCCUAUCCCAGGGCUCCCAGCUCUUCUGCCCAGCCCCACUGAUUGGACCCACAGCCACUGGAUUGCUGCUGGGGGGGGGCGAGUGUGCAUCCGUGGGUCACAAUGAGUGUGUGGUGAAUGUGCGAGACAGUGAGUGUGCAAAGCAUGAAGUGAAAUGGGGUGAGUGUGCAGGUGUGAGUGUGCGAGGUGAGCGUGCGAGGGGAGUGUACAUGCAUGUGGCACCGGGUGCGUGCAAAAGGGGGUGCAAGGCAGGGGGCACAUGGGACUGGGGUGAGUGUGUAAGGUUGGGGAGUUGCAUAUGAUGGGGCCGUGUGUGUAAGGCACGUGGAUGAAUGUGCCCGGGGUGUGUGUGUGUGAGUGUGAGACAUGAGGGUGCAUGUGAGUGUGAUGUGGGGUGAGUGUGUGAGGACGGGGGGCAUAUGUGAUGGGGAGUGGGUGUGCAACAUAUGAGGGAUGUGUGUGAUGGGGAGUGGCUGUGCAAGAUACACGGGGUGUGUGAAGUGGAGCGAGUGUGCAAGACAGGGAAUGUGACGGGGAGCAGGUGUGCGAGACAUUGGGGCAUGUGUAGUGUGGGACAAGUGUGCAAGGCUAGGGUCAUGUGCAACAGGGAUGGGUGUGUGUGCCAGACACGGGGGCAUGUGUGCCAGGGGUGGAUGGAUGAGUGAGACACAGCAGGUCAAAGCGUGCGAGACACAAGUCUGUGUGGAGGAGUGAGGGGGCACAAUCACGCUGGGUGAUGUGCACAUGUGCGACGGUGAGUGUGAGGAUGAAGCAAGUGUGCGACACACUGAGCGAGUGUGCAAGGCACAAGUGUGUGCUUGUGCUGCGAGUGGCAUCUGACAGAGUGCGGGGCACAGAGGAGCCGGCCGGG